Penicillium nucicola is the source of this 609-nucleotide messenger RNA. Its product is annotated as protein transporter TIM23. Gene Ontology annotation, molecular function: transmembrane protein transporter activity. Lineage: Eukaryota; Fungi; Ascomycota; Eurotiomycetes; Eurotiales; Aspergillaceae. Gene Ontology annotation, cellular component: mitochondrial inner membrane; TIM23 mitochondrial import inner membrane translocase complex. The record is from RefSeq and is a predicted model, not a curated record. The transcript is spliced from 2 exons. Gene Ontology annotation, biological process: protein import into mitochondrial matrix. The coding region runs from base 1 to 609 and encodes 202 amino acids.
AUGUCCAUCUGGGACUCCCUUGGCGGUCGCAAGCAGAAGCAGCCUGAAGCCUACGAUGCUUCGCAAGACGCCACAUCCUUCCUCUCCGAGGUCGCAAUCCCCGAUCCUUCUCGCCUUCACCCUCUUGCUGGUUUGAACCAGGACACCCUCGACUAUCUCUCCCUCGAAGACUCCGCCCUCGAUGAACUCCCCGGCUCCCGAUCAGUGUUGCCAUCCCGUGGAUGGUCAGACGACCUUUGUUAUGGUGCCGGCACUACUUAUCUCGUUGCACUCACUGCUGGAGGCGCAUGGGGAUUGGCAGAAGGAUUGAAUAAGACACCCUCCACGGCACCACCGAAGAUUCGUCUGAACGGUGUCCUUAACUCCGUCACCCGCCGCGGUCCGUUCCUGGGGAACUCUGCCGGUGUUGUGGCUAUGGUUUACAACGGUCUUAACUCUGGUCUUGGAUAUGUACGCGGCAAGCACGAUGCUUCCAACAGCAUUAUUGCUGGUGCACUGAGCGGAAUGGUCUUUAAGAGCACACGCGGUGUCAAGCCUAUGAUGAUCUCUGGCGGCAUCGUGGCUAGCAUUGCUGGCGCCUGGACUGUUACGCGACGGGCCUUCUUCUAG